GCAGCGGAGCGGCAGUAAGAGGAAGAGAGAGCGGAGCGAGCUGUGGAGAUUACACAGAGUUUCAGUGCUGCACUCCCGGGCAGCAGAAAGACCAGAGGCCGCCUGUCAGUCACCCUUCAGCGGCUGACAAGAAAGAGAGAGAGCGGCCCGACCACGGAGGACUGUUUCUACCGAGCAGCUCAGCGGUAAAACCGCAAGGAACACACCGAGGCAGGAAGGAUUGGAGCCGGAGUGACCACUGCAUCGCCUCCCAGCCUUUCCUCUCGAAGAAAUCCGCUCCAGAGAAGGAAAGGACCGUUCAGAGACGCCGGCGUUCAACAAGAAGGGGAGGAAGGCGAGCAGAGGAGACGCUCUGAAUGCAGCUGAAGAGAUUGAAUCAAACUGAGGAAUAAUAACACUCUGCUGCGUGGAUUUCUCCUUUUUUUAGCCUCUCUGUUUUUAAAGGACGGACCUUUAUGGUUUAGUUUGACAGUAAUGUUUGACCUCCACAUCUGCCUGCUAGAUGGAAGACUUUGUAGUUUUUCUUCUUUUUGAACCUUUUGACCGCCAAGUUUUAGAAAAACUGUGACGAGGACUUUUGUUUUUCCUUUGAACUUGCACUUUUAUUUCAGUCAUUUUCAGUCCUGUCCUCUGUUAUCGCCCGCUUUCCUUUCAAGAUAACGUUUGAGUUCUCAUAAAAGGAAGCAGAGGAGUGACUCACUCAAGUUUCUCUAACAGGAACUUGAGAAGCAUUUGCAUUCCACUUUGGCUUCACAAGGGGACAAGUCCUCUGUUGUGUUUUUGUCGCUGAGUGGCCCUCUGAGAGACGUUAUCGUGUAUCAGUGGACUGCAAACGGACUGUCUUCUGGGAAAAAAUGGGGUCAGAAAAGGACUCAGAGUCGCCUCACUCCUCAGUGAGCGGCGUCCCAAACCCUAAGUGCCGGGCGGCGGGCAAACGCCAGGGCCGCAUCUCCUUUCACAGCCUGUUCCACAGCAAACGAGGCUCCAGGGGCACCAGGGGCCCUAAAGGAGGAGCAGCGCCCCCUUUGUCCCAUCACCACCACACACAACAACAGCUCCUCCCGUCUGCCUUGAGCUCAGCGCCCGCCGCCGCCUCUGCUACACCAACGACGACCACAACCACAGCCGCCACGACCCCCCAGGACGUUGCCUCCAGCACCCCAUCAAAGCCACUGUCCUCCAGCCAGCCGUCCCUGGGUGGAGCCCCCUCCUCUGGGGAGAAUAACCUCCUGGAGUGCCCCCUGUGCCUGGUGCGUCAGCCUGCCGAGCAGCUCCCCGAGCUUCUGGGCUGCAGCCACCGCUCCUGCCUCUGCUGCCUGCGACAGUACCUCCGCAUCGAGAUCACAGAGAGCCGAGUCCAGCUCAGCUGCCCCGAGUGCGCAGAGAGACUCGCCCCGCAACAGGUGGCUGACAUCUUGGAUGAUGCGGCCUUGUUGGAGAAAUAUGAGGAGUUCCUGCUGCGGAGGUGCCUCGCCUCUGAUCCAGACUGUCGAUGGUGUCCAGCACCAGACUGCGGAUUCGCCGUCAUCGCCUCAGGCUGUGCCAGCUGUCCCCGGCUGGUGUGUCGCAGAGACGGCUGUGGCGCCGAGUUCUGCUACCACUGCAAACAGGCCUGGCACCCCAACCAGACGUGCGACACUGCCCGCCAACAGAGGGCGCAAUCCCUGCACACGCACAGCAACCACUCGCCCAGCUACACGCAGGAGCAAGGACCCGCUGAUGAUAUCAAGCCGUGCCCUCGCUGUGGUGCUUACAUCAUCAAGAUGAAUGAUGGGAGCUGUAAUCACAUGACCUGUGCCGUGUGUGGCUGUGAGUUCUGCUGGCUCUGCAUGAAGGAGAUUUCUGACCUGCACUACCUCAGUCCUUCUGGCUGCACGUUCUGGGGAAAGAAGCCCUGGAGCAGGAAGAAGAAGAUUUUGUGGCAGCUGGGUACUCUGAUUGGAGCUCCGGUCGGCAUCACUCUGAUCGCAGGCAUCGCCGUCCCCGCCAUGGUCAUCGGUAUCCCUGUUUACGUCGGACGCAAGAUCCACGCCCACUAUGAGCUGAAGAAGUCGUCUCGUCACAGGAGGAACCUCGCCAUCACAGGGGGCGUGGCCCUGUCUAUCGUCACUGCCCCGGUCAUCGCAGCUGUCAGCGUGGGCAUUGGUGUUCCCAUCAUGCUUGCCUACGUGUACGGUGUGGUGCCCAUCUCUCUGUGUCGAGGAGGAGGAUGUGGUGUGAGCAGAGGGAAGGGACGAGGAGUGAGGAUUGACUUCGAUGAAGACGAUGGGCCAAUCACAGUGGCUGAUGCAUGGCGAGCCCUGAAGUCCCCCAGCCUGGGUGAGAGCAGUCUGGACGGAGCCGUCAGCGGGAUGAGCACCACCUCCCCCAGUGAGGGGCUUUCUGUGGCACCAGGGACUCUGGGUGACACUCCACACUUUAACACACUGGCAGGCGGUGCCUUGGGGACACGCAACGGCAAAUACAGCAGGUUGGAGGUGCAGGCGGGGGAGCUGGCUAAAGAGUCAGCUCAGAGGGAGACAGGCAGUCUGGGAGCAGGGAGUGACUGUGCCAGCACCCGAGGAAUGGCUGGAUCUAUAAUCUCCUCCUACACACUACCUGACAGGGACUGCACCAACCUGGAGAUCCAGGUGGACAUCGAGACCAAACCCAGCCAUCUCUGCCUGACCAGCGAAGAGGACCUAACCCCGCCUCCUGGCACUGCUGCCAUGGCGACCGUCUCAGGAGGGGAAGAGCCUCAGGACUGCAGCUCCAGAAGGGGCGGGGCUCUGUCUGGCUCAGCGUUGGGACUUUCUCCGGGUGCGUCGAUCAGGGAGGGGCUCCGAGACGUGACGCUGGCUCAGCCGGAGAGCAUCCGCAGCGACCUGGAGAUGUCGGACACUCAGUCGGACGACAUCGCCGAGCUGACGUCAGACGACUGUGACUCCCCACACCCAAAAAGCUGUCACGCUGCGGCCGGACAGCAGCCCCAGCCCCCUUCUUGCCGAGCCCUGAACCCCCCUGAAGGCCUUCACUGUCCCGCAGACAGCAAUGUCAUCCUCUACGUCUGAGAGAAACGCUACUCUCAGGAUUGCACAAAAACUAACAAACCCCCCAAACAGCCACAUUUAUCCUCGUUCUCUUCAUCUGCUUUUUUCUUCUGUCGUUUCUGGUUUGCUGCUUCUGCGACUCACACACAGACAUCGUCUUAAACCCAUACAGUUUGUUUACUUUUGUCCGUCUGUCUUAUCUUUCGACCUGUCAAUCUCACUGAGAACAUUGUCAGGGUUCUACCUCUGAGAUUUCUAACAUGAUGAUUUAUGUUUACUCCUCGGUGCAAAAUGCCUUGGCUACUUAAGCAAAAAAAAGAUAACAGAGGUACAAAUUUUUCCAUGAGAGAUAUUCAAAUUAAGAGACAAGGUGAAACGUCACCAAGCACAGCAGAAGGAGAAGUCUGCAGAGGAUGAAGGGGAUGUUUUUAACAAUGUGUGGAUGAAUGUGGACUUCACUAUUGUGUCUUUAUUUUCUUCCUCUUCUUCUAUUUAUAUUCAGAUGACCUUGAAUUGUUUUAUUUGCUGUGUGCAUGAGUCUGCAUGAGCUGUGUGAGAGGAUUAAAAAGGCAGCAAGGUUUUGUUACACUGGGGGAGAAAGUUAGUUUACUUGAGAGGAGGAAGCUGCACUUGAAUCUCAAGGUCUGGAAGGAUGCACACAGGGACAAAUUUAAAUAUAAUGAUGUAACAGAAAUAAGCCAAUGAGUAAUGUCAAUAGUGUCGAGAAGAAGAUUAGAAGGUACUGAAAGAAUCUGCUUUACAGUCUUUAAUGAUAGUUUAGGACCGUAUCAGGUUAUCCCAAUGAGAUAAUCAAGCUUAAAUUUAUCCUUUAUCCUAAAAAUCCACAUAAGCCAAGAAGGGUCACUCUGCUUAAUUUUGGGAAGUAUUUUACCCCUCCAUACUGGCAGCACAUCUCUGACUCUGCCCUCUGCUUAUUGUCAGAACUCUCUCCGAUUGGCUCUCACCUGCUUUUGGUCCCCUGAUGUGCUAACUGGUGAUCUGACCCACUUGAACGUCCCAGGUAUGCGUGUAUGAACGUAUGACUGGACUCUUUAUGAAUGUAUUUGUUUGUCCCACUUUGUUUUUGAAUGAGCACUCGUGCACUUUAUCUGAAUUAUCCUAUUUAUCUUUUUUGCCUUCAUUAUGUGUCGCUAUGAGUGAGUUUACUUCAGUUGCAUACUAAAGUCUGUGGUACAACCAAAAUAAAUCACCUCCUGAAGGCCUUUUAUGUUGGAUGUAACUCCAGGAGAGUUUGGCUCUAAAAUCUUGUAUAAUCAUUUUGAACUCUUUCUCAUGUACUCAGUAUUUUUAAGGUCAGUCGGUGUGUUUUUAUCAAUUUUAUGAUCCAAGGACUGUAAUUAUCCUGUUUUUUAAUCUCUAACUUUAUCAUUUUGUAUUUUACUAAUCAUCUCAUUAAAAAUAGGUUUUACUUUUGGAGCCAAACUCUUCAAACGUCAAUGCCGUUAAGCUCUUUUGAAUCAUACUCACCUGCCUGAAUUGUUUCUUAGCUUUGUAUCACCUCUGUGCUUCAGUUUGAAAAAAAAAACAAAAAAGGUUUCCCUCCAGGUUUUCCUUUAAUCUGAAAAGGAAUCGACCCAGGAGCCUUUUUCAUCUCAGAGUAGCUUUAUGGAUUUCGCUGCUUAUAGAACUUGGCAGUGCUUUGUUUGGUCUGCACCUCUCACUCGUCUUCACCCGCCUGCCUGUGAGAAAACACACGAAUGUACCACGGACGGAGCGUUAGUGCUAAAGGAGAUUUCCCAUGAAGCCCACAGGUGGCCCUGUCCUCAUCUGGAAAGGUUUUAGAGUAUAUAGAUAGCAAUAUUUAAGUGUUAUUAUACUGUUUGUGCAUCUCCUGACACUGUUAAAGCCCUGCGCUGUGUGGGGCUCUACAUGCAGGACUUUGAAAGGCGACUUGUGGACCUGUGGGGAAGAAUAAAUAAACACAAUCUGAUGUUGA
Molecule: messenger RNA, 4986 nt
Organism: Cheilinus undulatus (humphead wrasse)
Lineage: Eukaryota; Metazoa; Chordata; Actinopteri; Labriformes; Labridae
Gene: rnf19b
Product: ring finger protein 19B
Exons: 10
Coding region: 855-3050 (731 amino acids)
Biological process (GO): ubiquitin-dependent protein catabolic process; protein polyubiquitination; positive regulation of proteasomal ubiquitin-dependent protein catabolic process
Cellular component (GO): cytoplasm; ubiquitin ligase complex
Molecular function (GO): ubiquitin protein ligase activity; zinc ion binding; ubiquitin conjugating enzyme binding
Source: RefSeq, a predicted model, not a curated record